GCUCGCCUUCCGGACAGCGCGGCGCGCGCGGCCACAAUGGCGGCCGCGGUGACGGUGACGGUGGAGCCCGCGGGCCGCAGCUGCUGGGACGAGCCCGUGCGCAUCGUGGUGCGCGGCCUGGCGCCGGGGCAGCCGGUCACGCUGCGGGCGUCCCUGCGCGACGAGAAGGGCGCGCGCUUCCGGGCCCACGCGCGCUACCGCGCCGGCGCCGGCGGCGAGCUGGACCUGGCGCGCGCGCCCGCGCUGGGCGGCAGCUUCGCGGGGCUGGAGCCCAUGGGGCUCUUCUGGGCCCUGGAGCCCGAGAAGCCUUUUUGGCGGUUCCUGAAGCGGGACGUGCAGACGCCCUUCGCCGUGGAGCUGGAGGUGCUCGACGGCCACGAGCCCGAGGGCGGGCGGCUGCUGGGCCGGACGGUGCACGAGCGCCACUUCCUGGCGCCCGGGGUGCGGCGGGAGCCGGUGCGCGCGGGCCGGGUGCGCGGCGCGCUCUUCCUGCCGCCAGGACCUGGCCCUUUCCCCGGAAUCAUUGAUCUCUUUGGCGUUGGAGGGGGCCUGCUGGAAUAUCGAGCCAGCCUUCUGGCUGGCCAUGGCUUUGCCACAUUGGCUCUAGCUUAUUAUGGCUUUGAAGAUCUCCCCAAGGAAUUUGACAGCAAUAAUACAGACUACUUUGAAGAAGCCCUGUGCUACAUGCUUCAACAUCCCCAGGUAAGAGGCCCAGGCAUUGGCCUUCUGGGCAUUUCUUUAGGGGCUGAUAUCUGUCUCUGUAUGGCCUCAUUUUUGAAGAACAUCUCAGCUACAGUUUCCAUCAAUGGAUCUGGGUUCAGUGGAAGCAAAGCCAUAUGCUACAAGGAUACUUGCAUCCCCCCACUGGGCCAUGACCUGAGGAGAAUCAAGACAGACUUCUCAGGCCUCCUGGACAUUGUGGACAUACGGAACGAUAUUGUGGGAGGGUGUGAGCACCCCAGCAUGAUUCCAAUAGAGAAGGCCCAGGGGCCUAUCCUCUUCAUCGUUGGGCAGGAUGACCGUAACUGGAGGAGUGAGCUAUAUGCCCAAAUAGCCUCGGAACGGUUACAGACCUAUGGGAAGGAAAAACCUCGGAUCAUCGCUUACCCUGGCACGGGGCACUACAUUGAGCCUCCUUACUUUCCCAUGUGCCCAGCUUCCCUGCACAGGUUACUGAACAAGCCUGUGAUUUGGGGUGGGGAGCCCAGAGCUCAUUCCAAGGCCCAGAUAGAUGCUUGGAAGCAAAUUCUGGCCUUUUUCUGCACACAUCUUGGAGGUACCCAGAAGGGAGCUUCCCCCAAAUUGUAAUGCAUUGGUUUGUUGUUGACAUGAGAGAUACAAGCCCAAGACUAGUGUUUAAUAAUUGUUAAGGGAAUAAGUUAUUCCCUAAAGAAUAUCAACUUCAUAUCAUUGGUAUUACUGUAAUAUUUUAGAUAACUUUU
Pipistrellus kuhlii (Kuhl's pipistrelle) is the source of this 1442-nucleotide messenger RNA. It is a transcript of the gene ACOT4, whose product is annotated as acyl-CoA thioesterase 4. The record is from RefSeq and is a predicted model, not a curated record. The transcript has 3 exons. NCBI's taxonomy places the organism in Eukaryota, Metazoa, Chordata, Mammalia, Chiroptera, Vespertilionidae. Gene Ontology annotation, molecular function: fatty acyl-CoA hydrolase activity. Gene Ontology annotation, biological process: acyl-CoA metabolic process; fatty acid metabolic process. Gene Ontology annotation, cellular component: peroxisome. The coding region runs from base 37 to 1308 and encodes 423 amino acids.